CAGCACAAACCUCAUCGACGACGACAAGAAAGGAAGGAAUCCGACCGUCCUUCUCUCGUUAUUCUUGUUCCCGUUGUUAUCGUCCUCAACGGCGACGACGUAUCCCAGGAGGGUUCUUUCUCUUCACGUUGUGAUAACUUUAUUUAUUUUUUUACUUAUUAAUUAAGGAAUAAAUUUAAAUAAAUCAAGUGCAAUAGUCCGUCUCCCCUGGGCCGUUUCUUCCCUGCAAAGAACAGAAAAUUCAAGCUUUCGGCGUAAGCAGUGGUUUCUUUAUUGCUGGCCGCUUAAGCUCUCUUGACUCCCUCUGCAAACCUUUCUAUCUUAUUAUACCAUAGCAAAAGUGUAUAGGGUAGAGGAACUUUUAGGAUGUCUAAGAAUGAAGACACUGUUAGUCCUGGAUCUGGAUGGGGCGCUUCAUUUUUCAUGCAGACAACGGAAGAUGUUGCAAGAGCUGUUGCUGCAGCUGCCACGGCCAUGAAUUCUUCCCGGCCUUCGUCUGUGUUUUCGUCAAAAGAUGAGAAUAGUGGUGGCCAACUUCUGAAAUUACGGCACCAAGUUGCAAGAGUACUAAAAGGCUUCUCACAGCCUCCUGAAGUGAAAAGUGGAAACUACAACCCAGAGGUUCUGACAAGCCAAAAGCGUCAAUGGGCAAGCUUUCAGUUGCAGUACUUGGAUCAUAGGUCUUUGAAAGAGCCAUCAAGGCUUUUUGAGAGCAUGGUGGUUGUUGGACUUCAUCCAAAUUGUGAUAUUCAGGCACUUCAAAGCCAAUGUAUCACCAGAAGAUCUGAAGGUUCUGGGAAAUUGCGUGGUGCACUUAGUUAUCAGAAUAAUUCUCGUGUAGAGCCCAAUCUUGAACCCCAGGUCUUAUUUGUUUACCCACCAGAAAAGCAACUGCCUCUUAAAUACAAGGAUCUUCUUUCAUUUUGCUUCCCUGGUGGACUGGAGGUUAAUGCUGUUGAAAGAACUCCUUCCAUGAGUGAGCUAAACGAAAUUCUCCUUUCACAGGAGCACCUAAAACAAAGUGACCUAUCAUUUGUCUUCCGGUUACAGGUUGCUGAUAAUUCCACUCUGUACGGAUGCUGUGUGUUAGUCGAGGAAAUUGUCCAAAAGCCCUCUGGGUUGCUUUCCAUGAUUUCAGAUAGACCACCUGCCUGCCGGCCUCUGAGUCGUUAUGUGCUGACCACUCGCAGAUGUUAUUGCAUUCUUUCAAGACUUCCAUUCUUUGAGAUGCACUUUGGUGUGUUGAAUAGCAUCUUCAACGAAGAAAGAUUGGAACGGUUAACAAAAAGUAUUGGUGAUUUGGAUUUGGAAUUGUCAGAAGGUUAUGAUAGUGAAGAAAACAUGUACGACAUAUUACCAAAUCGUAGAGUUCUGGAGGUUGCACCAAACUCAAAAACAGGAGCCUCUGGGUUAAGUUUUGAAGAUUCUAAACCUGGAAGAGUUGUUGAUGAUGAUGGGCAAGGGCUGGAGCAUCAGAUUCUUGAGAGGGAUUUUCACUCUAAAAAAUCUCCUAAUCAUAGUGUUGUUGUUCCAGUUGAUCUGGAAGAUGAAAUAGUUGCAGUAAAAAGAGAAUCUAAUGGUGCAAAUCCUGAAGAUUAUGACGUUGAUGUUCAUGGGUUUACAACAAACAAGCAAACAGCAGAAAGACCUUUGCCUAGUGCUGUUCUGCCACUCCUUCGUUACUAUCAAUAUGAGAGCUCUGAAUCAUCAUGCAGUUUUCAAGGUUCCCCUUGUGAUGACAGGAAUUUUCGAAGUGAUGUGGAUGAUACAGAGACUGAAGAGACAUCAACAUCUGGUCAGGAAGAUUCCAGUGAUCAUAUUGAUAUUCUUGACUGGGCUAAGUCAAACAAUCAUGGAUCAUUGCAAAUAUUAUGUGAAUAUUACCGUUUACGUUGCCCUUCAAGAGGUUCAACCCUUAAAUUUCAUCCUUUGGAGCACCUUCAUCCUUUGGAAUAUCAUAGACCUGAUAUAUCAUCUUUAAAUAUUGCGGGUUCAACUAUUGAUUUGAGGUCUUGCAGGACAAGUCUUGAAAUUGCGGAGGCACACAGUGCAAUCUUGGCUGAAGAGGAAACAGUUGCACUGUCAACAUGGGCUGUUGCAUGCAUGUGUGGAUCCUUGCGACUUGAACAUGUGUUGACAAUGUUUGCAGGGGCAUUGCUGGAGAAACAGAUUGUGGUUGUUUGUUCAAAUUUGGGCAUCUUAUCUGCCACAGUUUUGUCAAUUGUUCCACUGAUUCGUCCCUACCAAUGGCAAAGCCUGCUCAUGCCGGUUUUGCCAGAUGACAUGCUGGACUUUUUGGAUGCACCUGUUCCUUACAUAGUUGGUGUAAAGAACAAAACCAGUGAAGUACAGUCAAAGUUAACCAAUGCCAUUCUUGUUGAUGCUAAUAAGAACCAGGUAAAGUCUCUUACAAUACCACAACUGCCAAAACAAAAGCAGUUGUAUGCAUCUUUAAGUCCUUAUCAUGCAAAGCUCGUUGGAGAAAGUUAUUUGGGGAAGAAAAGGCCAGUGCAUGAAUGCACAGACGUGCAGAUUGAAGCUGCUAAAGGUUUUCUGCAAGUGUUAAGAUCUUAUUUGGAUUAUCUUUGCUCUAACAUGCGGUCACACACAAUUACAAAUGUACAGUCCAACAAGGACAAGGUAUCCUUGCUUUUAAAGGAGAGUUUCAUUGACUCGUUCCAUAGUCGUGAUCGUCCUUUUAUGAAGCUUUUUGUGGACACACAACUAUUCUCUGUACAUACGGACCUUGCUCUCUCAUUUUACCAGAAGGAAUAGGAAAUGUUGCCGCGAUAGGAUGGCGUCAAACUAAUUAUAUCAUGUUUUGUUAACUUGAACGUAAGUUCAGGGAUGGAUAAUGCUAGACUGAUGUUAUUAACGUCAGUUUAAAUUUUAGCAGCCUGUACUUCCCUCUUCAUGCCAUUUCUCUUCAUGUGUUGCUCAACAUUGAAAGAUUUAAUCAAAACGAAAGUUGAAUUUGUACAAAUACCCUCUGUGAAUGUGCCGUGAAAAUAUUGUACUUCU
Rubroshorea leprosula is the source of this 3021-nucleotide messenger RNA. NCBI's taxonomy places the organism in Eukaryota, Viridiplantae, Streptophyta, Magnoliopsida, Malvales, Dipterocarpaceae. The record is from the annotation of a GenBank genome assembly.